Messenger RNA from Ictalurus furcatus (blue catfish), 6659 nucleotides. It is a transcript of the gene pbx4, whose product is annotated as pre-B-cell leukemia transcription factor 4. The coding region runs from base 1566 to 2678 and encodes 370 amino acids. Gene Ontology annotation, cellular component: nucleus. Gene Ontology annotation, biological process: brain development; regulation of transcription by RNA polymerase II; eye development. The record is from RefSeq and is a predicted model, not a curated record. Lineage: Eukaryota; Metazoa; Chordata; Actinopteri; Siluriformes; Ictaluridae. Gene Ontology annotation, molecular function: DNA-binding transcription factor activity, RNA polymerase II-specific; RNA polymerase II cis-regulatory region sequence-specific DNA binding. The transcript is spliced from 9 exons.
CAGUUUAGUGUUUAACCAUGUGCCAUGUCAGGAGCCAAAGAAAAGGAAAAGGAAAAAAAAAAGCUAAAUCAGAAUGAAUGAUGUGAAGUGACGCAGCUGAUCUAAGAUGAUUCCUUUUUCCUUUGUAAUUUGUUAGGAGUGCCAUGUAAAUUUUGUUUUUUUAUUAAUCACUCCGAGUGAUGAGUGUGGAUGUGAAUGAGAGUGACCACUCUGCCCCUAGAGGCUCCAGCCAUUACUCCAGCCUCCGCCGUGACGUAGCCAACCCACCGCGUUGCCAGAUUGCGCUCGACUCCUCGCGCGAUAUAUCCUUGGAACUACGUUAAAAAGGAAAUAUUACAUGAGGAGUUAACUUCACGUCGACGUUUUUAGGGACGCGUAGAAAUACAAGCAGUCAUUUCGUCCCAAUUCUUAAGACUGUGUUGCAAGAAUUCUGCUGCUUUGAAAGAAGAGGGAUAUUGUGGAGAAUCUGGCAACCCUGGCAGCCCUAGCGAAAGGGCUGAGCGAGUGUAGCAGAGCGAAAAGGCUUUUUCGGGGCAAGCAACCGACUGGCCACUUCACUUGGAUGGAGCUCAGCAUGUUUACCGCGGUUCGCGUUACAUUUUCAACCUAAAAAUUUUUAUUUUUAUUUUUUUUAUAAAUGUUUCACGUACACACGUUGUACGAGCAACACACCAGCGCUAGCUUUAGCUCCUCUCUGCUGUGCUCUGCUCCGUUUCGGCUGUAGGCUGCAUGAUUUCUGUUGUGUUGCUGGCUAGUUUGGCUACAAUGCUAGUUCGCUAGUUAGCUUUGUUGCUAAAGAGAGAAAAAAAAGCCAGAACAGGGGGGGUUAGAGAAAUCAGAUCUGCUUUUAGUGAACUCGGAAUACACCGAAAACUAUCCUGUGCUGCGUUAUUUCUCCGUUGUUUUUGGGUCCCCCCGUACACUAUUGUAGAUAUUAUUAAACGCUCCGUAACCGUUGCGCGUUUGCAGAAAGUGAACGCUGCUUCAUUAUUCUUUUUUUCCUCUCUCUUCUCCAAAUACUCGUUUUUCCCCCCUUUUCAUUUCGUAACUAUUUUCCUUUCUAUUUUUUUUUAAAGAACAAACAACAAUCAAAUGUUGCACCGUUUAACUUUUAAACUCGUCGCAUUUUAAUCGGGACAAAUUGAAAACAUUUAAAAUAUAAUAUAUACAUAUAUAUAUAUUUAAAAAAAAAAAAGGAAAAAAAAAACCCGAACGAUGCUGCGUUCCCUAUCCGGAGCACUUACUAGAGUCAAUCGGUGUUUAUUAAUUCCUUUUGUUUGUUUAGUUUAACGCUUUGCUUGUGGAAAUACAUUUCACAUCCAGUUUAAACAAAACAAACAUUAACUCUUAUUCUAACAUUUUCAGAGUGUUUUAAAUAGUAUUAAAGGUGCAGUCGGUUUUUUUUCUUUCUUUUUUUUCCCUUUUCUUUUCUGUUUUGUUUUUACGCAGCCGCGGUACAUGAUCUCCCACUCGGGCACCUAACUACAUCCCAGUCUCUUAGCACUAGAUAUCAUUUGGUUUUGCGAUUUGGGAGCUUGUAUUUUUUAUUUUGAAAGCCUGAAAGCAUGGAUGAUCAUCAGACCCGCAUGCUGUCGGGACUAACCGGGCUCGGAGGACUCGGUCAGGGCGACCCGAAUGACCCGGAUCCGGUCCGGAAGCAGCAGGACAUCGGGGACAUCCUGCAGCAGAUCAUGGCCAUCACUGAUGAAAGCCUGGAUGAGGCCCAAGCCAGAUGCUGGCCAGAGGAGGGACGAGGCGACCCCACACAGGCAGGGGGAGCCGGGGGGAGCGCGGCAGGGGGGGAAUGCACCCUGCCGCUCGACUUCCAACACAGAAAACACGCGUUGAACUGCCACAGAAUGAAGCCUGCUCUCUUCAGCGUGCUGUGUGAGAUCAAAGAGAAGACGGUGUUGAGCAUCCGUGGCGUGCAGGAGGAGGAUCCACCCGACCCCCAGAUCAUGCGUCUGGAUAACAUGCUGCUGGCCGAGGGAGUUUCCGGUCCCGAGAAAGGCGGCGGAUCGGCGGCGGCCGCGGCGGCCGCGGCGGCCGGAGGAUCGCCGAACGACGGCAGCGUGGAGCACUCGGACUACAGAGCCAAACUCGCUCAGAUCCGCCAGAUCUACCACUCCGAGCUGGAGAAAUACGAACAGGCCUGCAGUGAAUUCACCAACCACGUGAUGAACCUGCUGAGAGAGCAGUCACGCACGAGGCCCAUCUCACCCAAAGAGAUCGAACGCAUGGUGGCCAUCAUUCACCGCAAGUUCAGCUCCAUCCAGAUGCAGCUCAAGCAGAGCACCUGCGAGGCCGUCAUGAUCCUCCGCUCGCGCUUCCUCGACGCCAGACGCAAGAGACGUAACUUCAAUAAGCAGGCGACGGAGGUGCUGAACGAGUAUUUUUACUCGCACCUGUCCAACCCGUACCCCAGUGAGGAAGCCAAGGAGGAGCUGGCCAAAAAGUGUGGCAUCACUGUGUCUCAGGUCUCUAACUGGUUCGGCAACAAGAGAAUUCGGUACAAGAAAAACAUCGGUAAGUUUCAGGAGGAAGCGAAUCUGUACGCCGUAAAAACAGCCGUGGACGCAGCCAACGUUUCUGCACAGGCCAGCCAGGCAAACUCCCCCGCCACACCCAACUCAGGUGGAUACCCAGCGCCGUGCUACACACCUGACGGCCGGCUAUGAGGAGCGGUCAGGAAGUGCCCUUUACACCCCACACUGCCUAGACGCCAACAGCAGCUGGCAGGAAAACCCCAUCACUCCUCCACCCAGACAUCCCAGCAGCACCCAAUCACAACCCUCCAACUGAGAGAGACACAGUAACACACAUGUGCACACACGCACACACACACACACGCACACAGGACCUCAGCGCUUCCACCAGCCCAACUCCACUUCCUCCUCGGACUCGUCUUUCGUUUUACAAGCUCUCGGCUACAACAUCUGUAUCGGCCCGCCCGUGCACACACACACACACACACACACACACACACACACACACACACUCUUCAAGUUUGGACUUCACUGGACAGUCAUCCAGGAGCCUUCACUCGGCCCUUCCUGAGGCUGAAACAAAGGAAAAGGAAAAAGAAAGGUCACACGUCAGAGUGAGAGAUGUGUGUGCGUGCAAGAGAGAGCCCUCACACACACACGCGCACACACACACACACACACGCACAUUUACUAGGACGGCUACAGUGAAGACCACAUAGGAUCCUCCUUCCUGCCUGCUUCGAUAUGAACCAAAAUGCUGCCGAGUGUCGUGCGUUUGUCGGUCCGAGAACUGCCUCGGACAGCUGCAGCACGUAAAUCUCUCCCUCACACACACACACACACACACACACACACACACACACACAGGUUCUCCUCAGUCCUCGUGUUCAUUCGCUUUUCGGACGCUGUAUACUUCACAGCUGCCUACGUCAAUAAGGUCAUCGGUUCAUCCUAAGGAGAACGCUCACAUGCGUUUAUUCUCGGUUUCCGUCUUCCUGUGUUUCCAAAAAUACAAAAAAAAUUAUAUAUAUAUAUCUAUCUCUCACUGCUAAGCACAACUGUUCAGUGUCAUGACGUUUUAAUCCCGGAGGAAUGGAGGAGAAGGUGGAGGGGCAGGUCUGUACUGUAGCAGAGGGGACAGACAUUUUAAUCACACACCCGCGGGCUCGAUUCCUCACCGGCCUUUGUUUUGUUUUGUUUUGUUUUGUUUUGUUUUUUUAAACAAGAUAUUUUCUUUCUGUUUAAAUAGCUUAGCAGCUUUUAAUAGCUCCUCCUCCUCCUCCUCCUCCUCCUCCUCCUCACAGUGUAGAGUUAAAUAUAACGGCUUUCCAUCAUGUGUGAGAAAGCGAGCUGUGGUUUAAGCUUGGGCCACGUUUUUAUGGUUAAAAUUUUUUUGUUUGUUUUUUUUUUUUCCCUCCCCACUUUCUUUUCUUUUAAAAACGAUAAGAAAAUAAGUCUUCCAUCCGUGCAUGUUAAUUCCUGAAGACUAAUUCCACCGAGUCCUCGUGUAGCUUGUCAGUUUUUAUUUUCCUUUCCAACGAGUGAACAUUGCAGAAUAGAGAGAAUGUAACGGAACGACAGACCAAAAAAAAAAAACCAAAACACACACACACACACACGCACACAGAGAGAGAGAGAGAGAGGCUCUCCAAGCCAAGAUGCUCAUCAGCUUUCGAGUUGCACCAGAGCUUCGGAGGCUGCGUCGAGCCGACUGUGUUCCUCCAAACCGAUUUUAAAAAAAAAAAAAUUAUUUUUUUUUAAAUGUAUGUGGAUGGAAGUAAAGAAGAAGAGAAAACCAGAGAAAGUGCAGCAGGUUUUGAUUUGAAGCUCUUGUAUGAUGUGUGCUGAUUUUUUUGGGGGGUCUUGUUCCACUUUAUAUCUGAUUGUAUCUCUCUCUACAUCCGAUCGAAAGCAUCCGUACGUGAUGUUAGCAUGCCACAUCCCAUUUAAAAACACACACACACACACACACACACACACAAAUUCUUUCUUUAACCUGUCUGAGCAACAAGGGCUUCUUUUUGAAGUUGAACCAAAUAAGCGUGUGGUGGUUUUAAAGUCGGUGGACUGCAGCACACGCUGAGGACGGAGACAUUAAACUCGAGGAUCGCUUUCCCGACACCGCGAAGCGCGGGAAAAACGGCAGGACGUGGUGUCUGGUGGCUGUUGUGGGUUUUGUUUUUUUUUGUUUGUUUGUUUGUUUUGUUUUUUUUAAACACGUCUCUCUCUCUUUCUGUCUUUCUCUCUCUUGCUCUUUCUUCAUCCCUCCUCGUUUUUUUUUUUUUUCCCCUCUCUCCCUUUAACACUGACCAUGGGAGCUCCCGGGGCAUCCUGAUGUAUACGAAUGGAAAUUGUUACACAAUGAACUCGACACCUGAAAUGUAAGAUGGGUUUUGUUUAUAUAUAAAAACCACACACACACACACACACACACACACACACACACACACACACACACUCGGACACGACUCGAAAAUGACCUUUUUACCCACAUCUGUAUAGAUUAAUGUUACUUACUAGGCUACAUUUCAGCUGGCUGGCUUUUCUUCUAACUAAUGCUAUUACUACACCAAAAUAUUUUUUUAUUAUUAUUAUUAUUAAUAAUAAUAAUAAUAAUAAUAAUAAUACUUGUUUUUUUUCCUUCCUCCCUUCCUCCUUUUUGUACUCGUCAUCAACGGAUGUCAUUGUACAGAUUGUGGAAUGUUUAAGUGUAUUUCUCUUUUUAUAAAAUGUACACGUUUGAUUUUAAUUACUUGUUUGUUUGUUUGUUUUUCCUCUCGACUUUACUCCACUUAUGACCUGGAGUGUUUGUAUUUUGUAUUUGUAAUGUUGUUGAGUUUGAUUUUGGGUUUGUUUAUUUUCUUUUUUGGGUUUUUUUUUUUUUUUUUUUUUGGUUAUUAUUGUUGUUUAUAAUUUUUUUUAUUAUUAUUUUAAAUCGGUUAUAUUUGUGUUUGGUGCAGUGAAUUUAUUAUCAUUUUUCCCCCCCUCUUCUUCCUCCCUGAAUUAAACCAGCUGUGCAUAUUUGCGUAUCUUCCAGCUGGCAUCUGUCGGAAAGGUCACAGGGUUUCUUACGGAGAGUGUCGUCUUCUAGAAGCUUCGCAACACGACAAAUAGGCGAAAGAUUACAUCUCCGGGCGCGGGCCGGAUUUUUGCGUGUUUACGAGCGUGUUUGCUCGCUCGACAGGAGAUCCAGCCUCCCGGCAACUCCUCCGAGCAGCUCAGGCCUCUCUUUUUUUUUUUUUUUGGGGUCCUUUUAAGAAGUCUUUUGUGCAGCUGCCAAGCGUGCGACGCUUCCAGUCCUGAAACUCUCACAUUGUUUACGAAGGCUGUAAGCCCUCGUCGUAGCUGCGGCAUGAGCAGACAUGUUCACCGCCACAAACUGCCCUGACAUUCUGGAGUUACGCUACAUUGCUGGAAUUACUUGGAGCUUCUCACCUGAGUGAGCGCGCGGGAGACAGAGAGGGAGAGAGAGGGAGAAGUCCGACAUCCUGUUUACACCUGGGCCUUUUUGUGCUUCUUGAGUGUUGGAUGGAUUUUAUCCAUUAUUUCUGGAUUAAAAUCUAAGCAUAACGAGCUGAUUUGUAGAAUAAUGCAUGAAUCUGAUUUGAACAGAUUGCCUCGUCAUCAGUUUAUUUAAUCCUGACUCACAUCGUGACACGGAUUCAGAAAGUGAGACGCCUGACCCACAUUCAGUUCCUGGCGAGAUCCUAGACGAACCCUCGUUUCCGUACACACGGUCACGGGGGAAAAGAAAGAAAAAAAAAAAAAAAAGAGCUCGCGGCCAGGUCAUGUGACCAGAUGACAUUUCGCUGCACCGAAAACAAAUGAAACAGAUUUGUGGUUUUGUUAACGUACUAUAUACAUUUUUUUUUUCUUUCCCUCUAGAACUGUAGUAUAUCCUUCCUUCCUUCCUUCUUUCCUUCCUUCCGUCAUCACUCCUCCUUUUCUCUACCUCUCCCCUGUUCUCUCCAUUUCUCUUGUAUAUAAAACCCUGCCAUUUUCAGACUUGUUAGUCUGGUAUGAACUCCUUUUAUACCUCAACUUUAGAACUGUUCUAGUAAGAGAGAAAAAGAAAAAAAAAGAAGAAAAAAAAAAACACAAAGGAAAUAUGAGAAUUGUAGUGUUCCUUAUUAGAAAAUUGAAAACUAAUAAAAUAAUCUAGUGUGCUUUUGA